This is a messenger RNA of Pleurotus ostreatus (oyster mushroom), 765 nucleotides long. RefSeq lists its product as uncharacterized. Gene Ontology annotation, biological process: pectin catabolic process. Bases 1 to 765 code for a protein of 254 amino acids. The transcript is spliced from 13 exons. The record is from RefSeq and is a predicted model, not a curated record. Gene Ontology annotation, cellular component: extracellular region. Lineage: Eukaryota; Fungi; Basidiomycota; Agaricomycetes; Agaricales; Pleurotaceae. Gene Ontology annotation, molecular function: pectate lyase activity.
AUGUUCUCUAAGCAACUCUUCGCCGCUGUCGUUCUCAGCACUGUUGUCCUUGCGAACCCGCUUGAGCCACGCGCCGCUACGAAUGUCUUCCCUACUCCCCCCACCACGGUUCACCUCAGUUCACCAAUGAGAAUCGCUGCCGGUCAGACCUUCACCCCCUCGCAGCCAUACACCCGCUACGACCGCGGAUCCGGUGCUUGCGGGGGACAAAACGAAGGAGGCGACGCCGAUGCUGUUUUCCUCUUGGAGGAAGGCGCCACCAUCAGUCGCGUCGUUAUUGGAAAAGAUCAGUCCGAGGGUAUCCAUUGUCUUGGAUCAUGCACAAUUGACCACGUAUUCUUCGAGGACGUUUGCGAAGAUGCUAUUACCAUCAAGCAAAGCAGUGGAACCAGCCACAUAAACUAUGGUGGUGCUAAACAUGCUGAAGACAAGGUUGUUCAACACAACGGUGGAGGAACUGUUAUCAUCAACUCGUUCUACGUUGAGGACUUCGGCAAACUUUACCGCAGCUGUGGUAACUGCAAGACGCAGUACAAACGCACUGCUCAGAUCAACGACGUAUGGGCUGUUAGUGGCAAGUCUUUGGCUGGAAUCAACACCAACUACGGAGAUACCGCGACCAUCCGCACUACUCAAGUACACAGCGUGAGCUCCAUUUGCGACAGGUACACCGGUAACAACAGUGGUGCCGAGCCCCCCAAGACUGGCUCAGGUCCCGAUGGCACCUACUGCAAAUACAGCACUUCCGACAUUACGACCAUUUGA